AUAAGCAAGAACUAUGCCUUUGAGAUUGCGGAUGUGCCAGCAGAAUGCGACUACCUUGAAAUCAGAUAUGAUGCAGAUGGUCCAACCAUGCCGUCUGAUCUGAAAGGAGAGACGUUUAGCCAUUGUAUUUGGAACUAACACUUCUAGCUUAGAGAGACUGUUGAUAGAUCGCAAGAUGAAGGGGCCAGGAUGGCUUGAUAUCAAAUGUCCUCAGAACUCCUCUCCACCCAUCAGUUGGUGUAAACUAGAGGUGUUCGUGACUGGUCCAGACUUGGUGUCGGUGUGUACGGAGCCUAACCUGUCCCCGCCCCCCCUCGUUACCAUGACGCUGAACCUGAGAACACUGCCCAACACAAAGACACACCAGAAUGAGAUAAUUGGAGCUGCGUGCCUGAUUAAUCCCAGUUUCCACAUGGACAGACCUGCUCCUGAACAGCCUUUUCAGCAGCAUUUCUGUGCCAUAAGCAAGCCCAAUGACUGCAUAUUCCCUUGGGAUUUCAAUGAAAAAGUACAAAAAGAGAGUAGGAAGAUGAAGGUAGAGGUGCUGCCCACCGAAAGAGCUCUGCUUGGCUUCCUGCUAGCAAAGAUUCACAAGAUAGACCCGGACCUCAUAGUGGGCCAUGACAUCUAUGGGUACGACCUUGACAUCCUGCUGCACCGUAUCAAUGCUAACAAGAUCCCUCACUGGUCCAAGAUUGGCCGCCUCAAGAGGACUGUCAUGCCAAAACUAUCUAGUUACCCCAGUCGCGGGGCGUCUCACUCUGAGAAGUCAGCCAUGUGUGGUCGCAUGGUGUGUGACAUCAAGAUUUCUGCCAAGGAACUUGUGAGGCUGAAGAGCUUCGACCUCACAGAGCUAACCCUGCAGAUCCUCAAACAGAAACACGUGGAACUGGACUUCGAGCAGAUCAGGAACAUGUACAGCUCGACUGCAAUGCUGCUACAUCUGGUUGAGCUCACACUUAUUGACUCCUGUCACAUCCUCAACAUAAUGUAUGAGCUGAAUGUCCUACCCCUGGCUCUGCAGAUCACUUCCAUCUGUGGCAAUAUCAUGAGCCGCACACUGAUGGGAGGUCGGGCUGAAAGAAACGAGUUCUUGCUGCUUCAUGCCUUCACAGAGAAGGACUUCAUAGUCCCUGACAAGGAGUACAAGAAAAAAGUCCCUGCCCCAGUGGCUGAUGAGGAGGAGGAGGUGGAUGUGACUAAAGGCAAGUCAGGCCAGGGACGCAGGAAACCUGCCUACGCUGGAGGGCUCGUGCUGGAACCAAAGAAAGGUUUCUAUGACAAGUACAUCCUGCUGCUUGACUUCAACAGCCUGUACCCGUCCAUCAUCCAGGAGUACAACAUCUGCUUUACCACCAUCACACGCACCGAGCAGGCAAAGUCUGCGGAGAAUGAGGAUGAUCUGUUGAGCCUGGAGUUGCCGAGUGCGGACCUCAAGCCUGGCAUCCUGCCCACGGAGAUCCGCAAGCUGGUGGAAAGCAGGCGGCAGGUGAAGGGCCUCAUGAAACAGGAGGGGCUCUCUCAUGAACAGAUCAUGCAGUAUGACAUCAGACAGAAGGCACUCAAGCUGACUGCCAACUCCAUGUACGGCUGUCUGGGCUUCACUUUCUCUCGCUUCUAUGCCAAACCACUGGCUGCACUCAUCACAAUGAAGGGAAGGGAGAUUCUUAUGAAGACAAAAGAUUUAGUUCAGGCUAUGAAUCUGGACGUGAUAUACGGAGAUACGGACUCUAUCAUGAUCAACUCCAACUCAACCGACAUCAACGAGGUCACCAAACUGGGAAAUAAGAUAAAAGGUGAGGUGAACAAACUGUACAAGCUCUUAGAGAUUGAUAUUGACGGCAUCUACAAGAGUAUGCUGCUGCUGAAAAAGAAGAAGUAUGCGGCCCUGAGUGUACACAAGGGGCCUGAUGGCAAGUACACGACCCAGGAAGAGAAGAAGGGGCUGGAUAUUGUCAGGAGGGACUGGUCAGGGCUGGCCAAGAGUGUGGGAGACUAUGUUGUGUCGACUAUUCUGAGUGGUGAGUCGCGGGAGACUGUGGUAGAGCUGAUACACUCUCGACUGAACGAGGUGGGAGAGCAAGUGAGGGAGGGGAAGAUUCCUGUAGAAGAGUUCCUCAUUACCAAGCAACUGACCAAGAACCCUGAAGACUAUCCAGACAAGAAGUCCCUGCCCCAUGUGCAGGUCGCUCUCAGGCUCAACAGCAAGGGGGGCAAGCGACUGAAGGGAGGCGAUACAGUGGCAUAUGUGAUAUGUGAGGAUGGGUCCAACUUGGCAGCCUCACAACGAGCAUAUCACCCUGAUGAGCUGGCCAAGAGUGACUCCUUGAAGAUUGAUACAAAGUACUAUCUGGCCCAUCAAGUGCACCCUGUGGUGUCCAGGUUGUGUGAUCCCAUAGAGGGAACAGAUGCCUCCCAUAUUGCAGAGUGCCUAGGUUUGGACCCAGCUGGUUACCGGCAUGCAGCCCAGGCCCGUGAGGAGGCAGGGGACCAGGAGCUGCUGGACACAGUGAAGGUGACAGAUGAGGAGAAGUACAGGGACUGUGAAAGGCUCAUGGUUAAGUGCCCUGGGGCCACAUGCAGGAGGGAGAUCGUGCUGGACGUCCCACUGAAGGGAGCAGACAUGUACAUCGAAGCAUCUCUUGGCAAGUGUCCAAACGAACAGUGCCCUCUGAUUGUUGCCAAGAACCAUGUUGCUAUAGGCAACCAGCUGACUGUUGCUAUCAGAGACCAUAUCAAGAAGUACUACCAGGGUUGGAUGAAGUGUGAAGACAUGGCUUGCGGUGCACGGGUCCGUAAGAUGCCCCUGAUGUUCCAGAGGGGGCACCCUGUCUGUCCCAGCUGUAACAAAGGAGUCCUCAACCCUGAGUACACAGACAGCAUGCUGUACACCCAGAUGUGCUUCUACCAGUAUCUGUUUGAUUUGGACCGAGCAGUGAGACAGCUCACAGAGAAAAAUGAGAAAGAGAAAGCCCAGCAGUUCAGUAAGGACCCGGAUAUAAAGGAGGCAUACACCCAUCUGCGUAGAGUGGCCGAGUCCUGGCUGAAACGUAGCGAGUACUCCGAGGUCAACCUUGAUAAACUCUUUGAGGGACUGUUUUCUGUGAAAUAAACAAGGGCUCUCGUGUUGUUUUGGUUCAAUCUUUACUAUUGAAACUGUUGGAAGCAGUGAAUUUGUUUCUAUUUAUAUUUGUAACAUAGGAUGAAAAUGAAUUAGUUGUGAUUUAAAAUAUUUUCAAUUCUAUGCAUAGAAAUGGUAGAAAAAUAGAAGCAAGCUGAAUGAUAUUUUGGAAUUAACUUUCUCAUAAAAACUCUUAAAAGUUAUACCUGUAUUUCAAUUGUAUUGGUUUAAGUGGGCUCAUUGAGGUGCAUGAGUAUUUUAUUUUUUUCAAACUAGCAAUUUUGUGGAGGGAUAUUUAAUUGACUGUAAUAACUGCAAUUGUGAUAUUUUUUCGUUUUGGAAAGAAACACGGAUUAAAAGUACCAGUAAUACUUUUUUCACUGUUCAAUUGGGUGUCUUGAAAGCAUUUUUAUGAGGUAAAUUGCUGCUACUGUCAUUGUCGCAGAAAUGCUUACUUAUUAUUAUAUAGUAUUUAUUGUAUAUUGCUUCCAAGUUCAUGUUGAUACGUAUUAGUUUGUUCUUUGACAUUAUUAUAUAGUGCUUUUCAAUGUUUUUGUGAAAUAAUCAUUAUAAAUAAUUAUUUGAUGUAAUGUGUGUGUCUGUCUGUUCAUUAAAUAUUAUACAGAAUUUAUACUCUAUAUAACUUAUUUUUAAUGAAACAAUAUUUUUAAUAUAUCUAUAGUAUGAUACUAUUAUUCAAUACUUUAUACACGCUAAUCUGCAUCUCUUACUUUUUGAUUUAUUGUUUUUCGGCGUAAGCUGUAUUAAGCCAGCUUUUCACCUUAGCCUGAUCUUUGUAAGUGUCCAAUAAAAUUCCAAUAAAAUUUCCCGCGGCUAGGUACGAAUGAAUACACUUCAUUUAUUCCAUUGGCUGAUUUGAGUAUACCACCAGAACAUUGGAAACAUAUACGCGUCUUUGUAACACUGUUUUACUGUAUGAAACUAUUUUAUCUCGAAUGAAAAGGCUUAAUAGAUAGAACAGUUUUACACUCAAUUCUCGACAUCAAUACAGUUUGUGCGUACACCUUUUAUUUUCAGAGUAUUACCAGCGCAAGAGCGUUUAUACUUAAAAGGCUAUGUUCUCAUAUUUAGUACUUACUUCCUUAUUCCUGUCAACAUGUUAACAUGUAAAAGUAUAAAGAGCAAUGGAAGCGAGGCCUCACUUUAAAGCAUUGCAUUUCAACCCGCGAGGUAUAUCGGGUCAAUUCGCGGACAUUCAGAGUUUAUAUACAGGUCAUCACCGGAGUUGGCCGCCAGUAAAAUAAUCGUUAUAUAAUAAAGACGCUAUCCGUGAACUAGGUGACCUGGAAUUUUCUUUAGACCAGAAAUAUGUUAAAUGAAGAUAUUCAGCAAUAUAAUUAUGGUAUGUAAAUAAUAGAUUCUUAAUGUGUUUUCAACAAUACAAUGAUAAAUAUUGUUGAUAAAUUUAACAAUAAUUAUUCGUCCAUAUUGCCUAAUGUACUAAAGUGAUAUUAUGAGCAUGUAACAGUUUAUAGGUGUCUAUCGCAACCGUUGAUUAUUUUUGAUGUUUCUACUUCAUAUACACUUAUAUUAAUUAAUGCAGCAUCAUCAUACUAAAACAAUAUACCAGAAAGAGAAAAAUAAUGCAUUUGAAUAUCAACCGUACUUUCGUUUGACAACUGAUCAUGCGUUUACGAGUUGAACCUAAAUUUAGUUUUAGUGCAGAUUUGUUCAUACGACACAAAGACACGAAAUUGUUUUACGGAUCAUUUCAGCUUACAGGACUGGGUGGGUCACGUAAGAAUAUCGAAUAUAAAAUAUAUUUUUAUAAACAACUGGUAGCAAGGUGAGUUGCAGAUAAUUAAUCAGUAACCACAUUUUAACUAACUAUUUUGACCUGUUAAUUCUUUUCAGCUCAAUUCAACAGUGCAAAAUGCCCAUAAUAUCACUUUAAGCAUUAGCACGAUGAUAAUUGAUACUGUUAAUAAUCGAAUCAAAUAGCAAUGCCCGACAAACCACUAAAACAGGUUUGUUCGAAGAACGCGCCUAUAAAUACGGAUACUUCUCGUGUGGCCGGUUGACUCAUAUGUUUAAAUUUCACUUCCAUUCUUCUUUUGGUUUUCUGUUUUGUAUCUAUAGGUUUAUGACCAGCAAUAUGUUAUAAUGUAAAAUAAGCCGCGAAAACUCCCCGUAACAUCCCGUACUGCGUGUGAUGCAGCUAAGAACUGCACAGAAAAAGACAUUCGCUAUCCUUGAUCUCAUUCAUUAAACUAUUUACGCCGUAUAUCUUUUUUAAAGAUAUUUCUUGUUUUUUAAUUUUCUUACUUAAAUUUAUCUUUAGAUCAAAGUUCUAAGGCUUCUUGUUCAUAUUGUGCAAAGUGUGAAUGUGCAACAUGUUCAUAUUUCAUGAAAGCCACAAAAUGCCAAAUUCGUGGAGUUGUAUCAGCCAUUAGAUAUAUUUCUGGUGUUCUAUUUGUCAAAAUGAUUUCAAAUGGUUAAUGUUGGGAAUGUGGUGUGUAAAUAUAAAUAUGGCGUGUAAAAUAAAUAUGUGUAAGUAACUGUAUUUAAAAUGUUGUUAUUUUCUGGAAAACAUUCGCACCUGUAAGUGAGAAUAACUUUGUGUGUUAAUAUAUUUUGAACAGAAUGCCAAAUAUA
Molecule: messenger RNA, 5737 nt
Organism: Dreissena polymorpha
Lineage: Eukaryota; Metazoa; Mollusca; Bivalvia; Myida; Dreissenidae
Product: DNA polymerase alpha catalytic subunit-like
Exons: 28
Coding region: 176-3112 (978 amino acids)
Biological process (GO): DNA replication; leading strand elongation; lagging strand elongation
Cellular component (GO): alpha DNA polymerase:primase complex
Molecular function (GO): chromatin binding; single-stranded DNA binding; purine nucleotide binding
Source: RefSeq, a predicted model, not a curated record